AUGGGCGGCGGUGGUGCUGCCCCCGGCGGUGACGAUGUUCUCGCCCACCACGGUCCCACUGGCUUCCGUGGCCUCUUCUCCAACGGCAAAUCGCUUGGUAUCGCCCUCUUUGCCUCCCUCGGUGGUGUGCUCUACGGCUACAACCAGGGCGUCUUCGGCCAAGUGCAAGUGAUGGCGAACUUUGAGGACCGCUAUGCUGCGACACUGGCAAACGGUACGACUAAGGGCUUCCUCACUUCAAUUCUUGAACUCGGCGCAUUCGUGGGAUCCCUGAUGGCUGGUCCCCUUGCGGACAUGUACUCUCGCAAGUACUCAAUUUCGGGUUGGUGUGUCUUGUUCGUCAUGGGCACUGCGAUCCAAGUCGGCGCCAACUACAAUGUGGCGUGUAUCUACGUCGGUCGUUGGUUUGGUGGUAUGGCAGUCGGUGCCUUGUCCAUGCUGGUCCCCAUGUUCAACGCAGAGCUGGCUCCGUCCGGCAUCCGUGGUUCGCUGGUCGCGCUCCAACAGCUCGCCAUUACCUUUGGUAUCCUGAUCUCGUACUGGAUUGGCUACGGAACUAACUACAUUGGCGGCACAAGCUACGACUCAGCCACUCAUACCGGCCAGUCCGAGGCAUCCUGGCGCGUCCCCCUUGCCAUCCAAUUGAUUCCUGCAAUCAUCCUCGGCAUCGGCGCCCUCUUCAUUCCUUUCUCCCCCCGUUGGCUCAUGCUCCGGGGACGUGAGGAGGAGUGUCUCGACACCCUCGCUUAUCUGCGUGAUUCUCCUGCGGAGAAUUAUGCCGUUCAGUACGAAUUCCGCUCCCUUCAGGCGGAGCGCCUGGUGGAGCGUGAGGCCGCAAAGGAGAGGUACGGAAUGGACGAAGUGACCUUCAAGGUGUCGUUGCUCGAGUAUAAGAGGCUCUUCACCACUAAGGCUCUACUCCAUCGCCUGUUUAUUGGAGCUUCGGCACAGGCACUUCAACAGUGGACUGGUAUCAACGCAAUCAUCUACUACGCACCGACCGUUUUCGAAGGCAUCGGAUUGACCGGAGGGUCCACCUCGCUCCUGGCGACUGGAGUUGUGGGCAUUGUCAACUUUGUCUUUACCAUCCCUGCUGUCCUCUUCGUAGACAAUGUCGGUCGUCGCCCCCUUCUCAUAUGGGGUGAGGCCAAUAUGGCUAUUUCCCACGCCACUGUUGCCGCAAUUGUCGCCGUCUACGGUGGAGACUUCGGACACCACAAGACAGCUGGCAACGCUGCAGUCUUCAUGAUCUUCUGGUACAUUUCAACCUUUGCCUACACGUGGGGCCCAUUGGCCUGGGUGGUUUCCGCCGAAGUCUUCCCUCUCGACAUGCGCGCGAAGGGCAUGUCUGUUUCCUCUGCGACAAACUGGAUCAUUAACUUCACUGUAGCACAAACCACCCCUGUUAUGUUCGACAACAUUGGCUACAAGACGUACCUCGUCUUCAUGUGUUUCUGUGUGGUGGGCCUGCUUUAUGCCGUGUUCCUUUUGCCGGAACUCAAGGGACUUUCCUUGGAAGAAGUGGACAACAUCUUUGGCGACAAGUCCGGCUCCGAGGAUGCGCUGCGCCGUGAGCGCGUUGCCAAGCAGAUUGGCCUGGACAAGCUGGCCCACCAUGUUCAGCACGCGGAGGACCCCGAGCGCGGACUCAAUGGGACUCACGGGUCGGAUGCGUCCAGCGACCACGCCCAGGUCGCCCAGAUUUAA
Apiotrichum porosum is the source of this 1707-nucleotide messenger RNA. RefSeq lists its product as uncharacterized. Bases 1 to 1707 code for a protein of 568 amino acids. The record is from RefSeq and is a predicted model, not a curated record. Gene Ontology annotation, molecular function: carbohydrate:proton symporter activity. The transcript is spliced from 9 exons. Lineage: Eukaryota; Fungi; Basidiomycota; Tremellomycetes; Trichosporonales; Trichosporonaceae. Gene Ontology annotation, biological process: transmembrane transport; carbohydrate transport. Gene Ontology annotation, cellular component: membrane.